UUUAACUCCCCUCUCUCUCUCUCUCUCUCUCUCUCUCUCUAUCUAGUACUACAUUGUUUUAUUAAUGCUCUAACUGCCAUUAAAGAGCUAUCUCCCUGCCUCUCUCUUUCUCUCGGCAACAGAUUUGCGAAAGAGACCAAGAUGCAGUACAAAAACCUGGGCCGAUCUGGUCUGAAAGUGAGUCAGCUUUCCUACGGAGCAUGGGUGAGCUUCGGAAACCAAGUCGAUGCCAAGGAGGCCAAGUCCCUGCUCCAAUGCUGCCGAGACCACGGCGUCAACUUCUUCGACAACGCUGAGGUCUACGCCAAUGGCCGUGCCGAGGAGAUCAUGGGCCAAGCCAUCCGAGAGCUGGGCUGGAAGCGGUCGGAUAUCGUGGUAUCCACCAAGAUCUUCUGGGGUGGUCCAGGUCCUAAUGAUAAGGGAUUGUCUCGUAAGCACAUAAUUGAGGGAACUAAAGCUUCCUUGAAGCGUCUCGAAAUGGAUUACGUUGAUGUCAUAUAUUGUCACCGGCCGGAUAUUUCGACUCCGAUUGAGGAGACGGUCAGGGCUAUGAAUUAUGUGAUCGAUCAUGGAUGGGCGUUCUACUGGGGUACUAGUGAGUGGUCAGCUCAACAGAUCACUGAGGCUUGGGCUGUUGCUGAAAGGUUGGAUCUUAUUGGCCCAAUUGUUGAGCAGCCGGAGUAUAACCUAUUUUCUCGGCACAAGGUUGAAUCUGAGUACCUACCUCUUUACAGCAACUACGGUCUAGGUCUUACUACAUGGAGUCCACUUGCUUCAGGGGUUCUUACUGGAAAAUAUAGCAAGGGAGUAAUUCCGUCUGAUAGUCGAUUUGCAAUAGAGAACUAUAAGAACCUUGCUAACAGAUCACUGGUUGAUGAUGUGCUGAGGAAAGUUAAUGGGUUAAAACCCAUUGCAGAUGAACUCCAUGUGCCUCUAGCUCAACUCGCAAUUGCUUGGUGUGCAUCUAAUCCUAAUGUCUCCUCAGUUAUUACCGGUGCUACAAAGGAGUCCCAAAUUCAAGAAAACAUGAAAGCUAUUGAUGUGAUUCCAUUGCUGACACCUGAAAUCAUGGAAAAAAUUGAGGCGGUUGUUCAAACUAAGCCAAAGCGUCAAGAAUCAUACAGGUGAAGGUAAGGACAUGGACCAGCCACUUUGCAUACUUCGCCAGUAUGUCCAAGCCACAAAGGUUCCAAAUUGCCGAGAAUGAGAAUUGGAGUGGUGGAGUGAUGCUUCUGUUGAUUGUGUUGUGUUUGGGAAUUUUGGUUAUUCAAGUCUGUGUCAUUAGUCCUCUCUUCAGGAGGAAGGACUGUACCGAGUCUUACUUGAUUCACCAUAGAGGAGAUUUUACCAUGUCAUAUUCUUUCAACCAUGUAAUGAUGAUAGUAUAUAAUACGUUUCAAAAUUUUCUACAA
Messenger RNA from Nelumbo nucifera (sacred lotus), 1412 nucleotides. Its product is annotated as putative voltage-gated potassium channel subunit beta. The record is from RefSeq and is a predicted model, not a curated record. NCBI's taxonomy places the organism in Eukaryota, Viridiplantae, Streptophyta, Magnoliopsida, Proteales, Nelumbonaceae.